Messenger RNA from Penicillium soppii, 288 nucleotides. RefSeq lists its product as uncharacterized. The record is from RefSeq and is a predicted model, not a curated record. Bases 1 to 288 code for a protein of 95 amino acids. Lineage: Eukaryota; Fungi; Ascomycota; Eurotiomycetes; Eurotiales; Aspergillaceae. The transcript has 2 exons.
AUGAGUUACAAGACCAACUAUGAGCUUUACUCUCGGGGAAGCAUCGACAGCAGACGGUCACCUCCGCCAGAUGAGUUGUUGCUCUCACCGUUAGCAGAAUUGUACCCGCAUGUCGCGGCCCUGCAGCCACAGUACAAUCCCAGUAACUGCACCUUCACCGGCUACCAUGAGACGGGAUAUUGGGCUGCGGCCUAUACCACUCAGCCUCGAGAGGACUCUUUUUCCAUGCCAAUUCGUCGCGGCACGGGUAAGUCCGAACUUGGUCCUAUUUUGUUCGGUCGCAUAUAG